AUGAAGAUGUGCAGAGAGUAUGUUGUAGCUGGUAGCAGGGGUGGACUGACAACUCAUGGGGCCCCCAGACAAUUGGGGAUCAUGGGGCCCCUGUGUCUUCACCCACACUCAAACCACACCCAAAAAAGCCUAUGAAAGGUACCAGGGGCAUCUCAUGGGGCCCCCUACUGACCCCGGGCCCUCGGGUGGUGCCCGAGUUUCCAAAUGGUCAGUCCGCCCCUGAUCAUACCCCUACACAUUUAUUAUAGAAAAACAGUUACAUCUGAACUCCAAGGUGGUCUCCGCUCAUCAUUGCCCCCAUUCAUAGAAUGUCUUUUACUGUUUUCAGUGUAUAUAAGGUG
Molecule: messenger RNA, 341 nt
Organism: Staurois parvus
Lineage: Eukaryota; Metazoa; Chordata; Amphibia; Anura; Ranidae
Source: the annotation of a GenBank genome assembly